GUCCAUUGUAGUACUCCGUAAUAAACAAAUAAUAACAAUUGUACUAACGUACCAAUUCAAAUAAUAUUUGUUCAAAAACAAUACUCAGUUAUAAAUUAUAGUAUAUGAUCAAAAGGCUGAGACAUUUAAUCUGUGAAAGUGUACUAUGUUAUGCCACUACAUUAAUUCAAAACGAAAACUCCCACAGACGAACAAUGAGGAAAACAAGAUGAAAGCACUCCAAAUUUAGACGAAACACAAGUUGAUGAUGAUGAUGAUGAUGACCAGAUUACCCGAAGAAGCCCGGUCUCCUCUCUCUCCUACAAGGGUGGCUGGUGGUUGCCGCCGCCGCUGCCGCCCUGUCACCACCAGUACCUUCUUCCCUGAGACACCACGGCAAACUGUCACCUGCACCGGAAAAUCAUUGUGCGCCGGGAGACAUGGGGGACAUUACAGUAGACUUAGUAGAAGCAGCAACGGCUUCAACAGCCGAAGCAGAGUUCGGCUCUGCCCUAUCAGGUCCUGCGAACCCACUUCCCUGAGAUGGAGGAUGAGCUGCGGGUCCCGGACCGGGUACCGGACCAGGCCCCUCGGGUUCCAUUUGGUCAAACUUGCUGACCCGAGUCCUCUUGCCGCGAUACCUAUCGUGGCUCGGACUCCGGCUCCGGCUCCGGCUGUAACUGCGGCUGUAACUCCGGCUCCGGCUAUAGCUCCUGCUGCGACUCCGGCUUCUGCUGUCACGUCUACUGCCGCGUGCUCUACCACCCCUUUCUGGGCUUGGGCUGUAGCCUCCUCUGCUGCCUCUACUUGGCAAGUCCCUUCUAUCAGGAAAGCCGCGGCCUCUGCCGCCGCGGCCACCCCUUGAAUCAAAGCUGUUGAACCGGUC
Messenger RNA from Cuscuta campestris, 865 nucleotides. NCBI's taxonomy places the organism in Eukaryota, Viridiplantae, Streptophyta, Magnoliopsida, Solanales, Convolvulaceae. The record is from the annotation of a GenBank genome assembly.